Molecule: messenger RNA, 1407 nt
Organism: Puntigrus tetrazona (Sumatra barb)
Lineage: Eukaryota; Metazoa; Chordata; Actinopteri; Cypriniformes; Cyprinidae
Product: paraneoplastic antigen Ma1 homolog
Exons: 1
Coding region: 1-1407 (468 amino acids)
Molecular function (GO): zinc ion binding; nucleic acid binding
Source: RefSeq, a predicted model, not a curated record
AUGGACCUUGCUAAGACUGUUGAGUGGAGCAGAGAAGAGAAUGCAAAUCUCUCACGUGCCAUUGUUUUGAGUAACGUUCCUUUAGGCACUAGUGAUGACACUAUUCAAAAAGUGUUAAAUACAGUAAAAGUAUUUGGACGCACAAGAAUACGUGGUCGCCGUGGUGACGUAACUGGCAGAUGGCUGUUUAUUCUAGUGGAAGCCAGUGCUGACCUGGAACCUGAUGUUAUCCCUCCUGAGAUAGGUAUAGAAAAUGAAGCUGGACCCUGGAGUGUCAACUUGGUGGGCAGCCUAGUAGCUCAGGCUCCUGCCUCUGAAGGUGAUCCUUUCCAGCUCAAGCUGCAAGCAUUGUUGCAACAAGAGGGCAAAUCUAUGGACGAGGUAAAGGCCAUAAUUAUGGGAAAGCAGUCUCCUAAGUCGGAUUUCAAUAUGGACCUUGUUGACGCCAUAGGCAAAUUAGUAGAUCGGUGUAACCAAGCUUCCAGUGAUAGUCCUGGGUACAGAAAACUGAGGUUGUUUUCUGGGUUGAAACCUGUCCCUCCAGGUGAAGAAGAGUAUGAAAGCUGGAUGGAACAGGCCGCUCAAAUGAUUAGUGAAUGGCACUGCUCAGAAGCUGCAAAGAGGCAACGCAUCGUAGAGAGUUUACGAGGUCCUGCUGCUGAUAUAGUUAGGUUUUUAAAAGUGACUUCUCCAUCUGCGACUGCAAAUGAGUACUUAGCUGCCCUAGAGACUUCAUAUGGAACUACUGAGAGUGGGCCUGAUCUUAUGGCUAGAUUUCGUCACACCUACCAGGAAAGUGGAGAGAAGCUUUCAGCUUUCUUGUACCGUUUGGAUAAACUUCUCCACCGAGCCUUGUUGAAGGGUGGGAUUGAUGCCGUCAGUAUAAAUAAAGCCAGAAUGGAACAGCUAAUUAAAGGAGCACUUACCAACGACAUGGUUGCCUUGCGAAUCCGAAUGACGCACACUUUGCAGAGUCCUCCAUCUUUUCCACAGUUGAUGAAGGAAAUACGUGAGGAAGAACACUGGGUAGCCGCAAGGGAAAAUGUCAAAGCUUCUGUUGCUAAUGUUGUCUCUACCCAGGCAUCUGUUCCAUCUGAAUUACAGAACUUGAAGAAGGAAGUUAAAGAGCUGUCUACCCAAGUGAGUCAGUUGUUGAACUUGGCUAGUUUGCCAUGUGCUUCUGAUUGUACUCCUCAGAAAAUAUCCAGUAAACGCUCUGAGGGUGUAACGGAUAACUCACAAAAAGUUAAGCCUGCUCAGUCCCCUGUGCCUAUGAUCUUUUGCUACAAAUGUGGUGAAGAUGGACAUAAGAAAUGGGAGUGCAAAGCACCUGAGGAUCUCAGAAAAGUGAAUCAGAAGCUGAUAAAAAUGCAGCGCCUGCAGGGAAACUUGACAGGAGCUCAGUGA